AUGCGCCGUCUACAGCUGUCGCUUCUGGCAGCCCUGCCGCUGUGCAGGGCCAAAUCAAGGGCCUUUAGCAUCCACGAGGAUCUCCAGGCGUUUCCCCAGUUCGAGGUCGUCUUUUCCGACCGCUUCAUCUCAGAGCAAGACGCUCAAUCGCUGCUCGAAUACAACAUUCAACAUCCUACAUACUCGGCCGACUUCUCCCAGCCAACAAUCACCGAUUCGAGCGACAGCCAGGACCACGACCAGCAUGACGACCGCCACUCCCGGGACAGCUCGCCCCUUACCUACGAGCUGAUGAACAUGCCGCCGCACCGCUACCUGUGCGCCAUCCCCGUCAUCGAGCCUCCGUCCCCCGAAAACCAGACCGCGACAGAGCUGGCCAAGGCCGAAGAGGCACGGGAACUGGGCCGAGCUGCGGCGAGCGGCUGGAACCUGCUCAGCGAACUGGAAGACACAUGUCUCUACUUCAUGUCCGGCUGGUGGAGCUACAGGUUCUGCAACAACCGCGAGAUUGUGCAGUUCCACGCCCUUCCCUCGACGCCCAUGGGCAAGCCGCCCCAGCCCGAUCCCCACGCGGCCGAAUACAUCCUGGGCCAGGCGUCUCUGCCCGAAGACUCGGAAACGGACUCGGCAUCAGACGGCUCCAAAGUGCCGGCCGAGCUCCAAGUGAAGGGAGAUCAGCGAUACCUGGUACAGAGGCUGGGAGGGGGAACCAUCUGCGAUUUGACCCUGAGGCCGCGCACCAUUGAGGUGCAGUACCAUUGUGUCCCGGGGAUGCAAAGCGACAGGAUUGGAUGGAUCAAGGAGGUCACCAUCUGCUCAUACGUCAUGGUCGUCAACACCCCGAGGCUGUGCAACGAUGUUGCGUUCUUACCGCCUGAAGAAAGCAAGGCAGAUGCAAUUACGUGCCAGCUCAUCACCGACGACGACGAUGACGACGAUGAACAACGAACCCCCCCGCUGCUCGAGCACCAAGCCUCUGGUCAUGCCCAUGCGGAGGGAGAAGCGGAGCAAGCUGAGCACCUGCUCGCCAGCCAUAAUAACUCCCCGCUUACAGUUGGCGGCGUGGUUGUAGGGGGACGCAGGUCUCUGUCAGCGGGCGACAAGGACGGCCAGUCACCCCUCAUACUGGCGCCUCCCCGGAACUACAUCAACGGCCAGCAAGCUGCGGAGCAACUCAUCCAGGUGCUCAUCAGGGCAGCCAGCAAGCAGGACGGCGGUCAGAUUGAGCGACUCAGCAACGAGAAGCUGGAGCAGCUGAACCUGAGCCCGGAAAUGCUUGAGAAAUGGGAGGAGGAGAUGAAGGAGAAGGCUGGCGACAAGGGGUGGCAGCUGGAGAUUGUGGGCGACGUGGAUGACGUAAAGAGGCACCUCCGGGGAUGGACGGACGAGGACGACGAGGACGAGGGCCACGCCAAGGAGAAGGGGAGGAGGAAGGAUGGCGGCGCCAAUGAGGGUCGCGGGAAGGGAAAGCAGGAGGAUGACCAAGGGAGCGAGGAGAAGUUCUACAAUGAGGGUUUAUAG
Messenger RNA from Trichoderma reesei QM6a, 1521 nucleotides. RefSeq lists its product as uncharacterized. Gene Ontology annotation, biological process: retrograde protein transport, ER to cytosol; endoplasmic reticulum unfolded protein response. Bases 1 to 1521 code for a protein of 506 amino acids. The record is from RefSeq and is a predicted model, not a curated record. The transcript is spliced from 3 exons. NCBI's taxonomy places the organism in Eukaryota, Fungi, Ascomycota, Sordariomycetes, Hypocreales, Hypocreaceae. Gene Ontology annotation, cellular component: endoplasmic reticulum lumen.